AUGUGGUGGAAGCCACCAUUUUCGUCAAUGUCCAAUGCUUCAAAAUUUUCAAUAACUGGGUCACGCAAUGGCGGUGUUCCCAGUACUAUCCUUAAGCCAUCAUCAAUCUCAUCACAUCCCGUCUAUAUCCAGAUUCAUAUUAAUAAUCAACCAACUAAAGCAAUCAUUGAUACAGGAUCCGCCAUUUCAAUCAUUCAUAUCGAAUUUCUUAAAACUAUCAAACAUGAAAAUUUCCAGCGACAAACUCAAUCAUGCCGAACCGCAAACUCAACACCACUUAAUAUCAUCGGACAAAUUAUGCUGGAAAUAAAAAUUAAAUCCAUAACAACUUACACCAAUGUUUAUGUUGCAACAAAUUUAAUUACAUCGAUCCUCUUAGGCAACGACUGGAUAAACACAAAUCAUAUUCAUCUUUUCGGUGACCAACAACAACUAACUAUUCCGGAUCAAUAUGGACAACGCAUUACAAUUUCAUACGUGGAACCAACAUUUAUUAAUCAACCGGCAUUAUUAGUAAAUCAAAUUACACUUCCUCCAUAUUCACAAACAUUAGUUGAUAUCACUUGUCGAAUUUGCAAUGAUAAGGAUUUAAUUUUCGAGCCACAACUAAACCAUUUAUCAAACUGUAUUCUUAUACCACAUACAUUGUUGAACAUUCGAAAUCAUGAAGCAAAAGUAUUAAUGAUUAAUGCAAACGAUCGACCGCAAACGCUAUCAAAGAAUACCCGAAUCGGAACACUCUCUCGUCAUUCAACUUAUUCGAUAUAUACAACCAUCCAACACUCUAUGACCACCAACACUCAACAACGAUUAAAUCAAGUUCACAAUAAAAAUAAUAAUAGAAUCAUCUCAAAUAAAAAAGAUGAUCUGAUUCAGCCGAAUAGAAAAAAUAUAUGUGAUAGAUGCAAUGAAUAUUUUUUAUCUGGUAAUGAUUUACAAAAGCAUUUACGAACAGAAUGUUAUUCGGAUCAGAUUCGAAAGCACAUAGUCGAAUCGACAAAACACAUUGACAACGAAAAACACAGAUUAGCAGUUCAAGACAUACUAUGGCGAAAUAAAAUUCUAUUUGAUCCUACACCAUCAAUUAUUAAUAUUCCACCUCAAACAGCAAUUAAAACUGGUGAUCAUCCACCUAUUUAUUCGAAACAAUAUUC
Molecule: messenger RNA, 1154 nt
Organism: Rotaria socialis
Lineage: Eukaryota; Metazoa; Rotifera; Eurotatoria; Philodinida; Philodinidae
Source: the annotation of a GenBank genome assembly